ACAAGUACAAGCGUCAGAACUUUCUUGGAGUUGAAAGUGAAGGAGUCCAUGGUAUUUGUAAGCAAAGUUGUCUUUUAUGUGAUUGAUGUCAUGAAACUUCCGAUGAUUUGCAUGUUGAUCGUUUUGUACCAUAUAGAAAGUCACUUUUGCCACCAAAUAACCUUAUUUGUUGUCAAUAGAAGAAAGACAUGUCUACACCUCUCUGCUUCACAAAUCAUUAUUACAGUUGUUGACUGUGACAAAAGUUGUGGCCAUUACACACUAAUAAUAUUUUCACAACGACCUUCAUCAAGAGCCUUGUCCAACAAGUCUGUCGUUCCACACAGACAAUCUUUUUAAAGCCUCGAUUCAGUUUUCAUUCCUCGGUCGCUCGUUUCCACUUAGGAUCUAUUGCCAUGGGAAUUCACGGACUGUCCAAGGUCAUUGGUGACAAUGCUAAGGAGGCCAUCAAGGAGGACGACAUCAAGAACUACUUUGGACGAAAGGUCGCCAUUGAUGCCUCCAUGUCCAUUUACCAAUUCAUGAUCGCUGUUCGUCAGCAAGACGGUCAGCUUUUGCAGAAUGAGCAAGGAGAGACAACAAGUCACUUGAUGGGGAUGUUCUAUCGGACGCUGCGCAUGGUAGACAAUGGUCUCAAACCUGUUUAUGUCUUUGAUGGCCAACCACCUACUCUCAAGUCCGGAGAGUUGGCCAAGCGUAGUCAGAAGAGGAAGGAAGCUGUUGCCAGCAAGGAGGAAGCAGAGGAGAUUGGCGAUCAAGAGGCUAUCGACAAGUUCAACCGACGUACAGUUAAAGUUACUCGCGAACAUAACGAAGAAUGCAAGAAGCUAUUGAGGUUGCUUGGUAUCCCUUACGUCGAGGCACCUUGUGAAGCAGAAGCACAAUGUGCCGCGCUCGCAAAGGCAGGAAAAGUUUACGCAGCAGGGUCGGAAGAUAUGGACACAUUGACUUUUGGAUCGCCUAUAUUACUGCGUCAUUUAACUUAUAGUGAGGCUAAAAAGAUGCCUAUCAGUGAAAUCUCGCUCUCAAAGACAUUAGAAGGACUGAACUUUACAAUGGAGGAGUUUGUUGACCUCUGUAUUUUGUUAGGAUGUGAUUAUUGUGAUUCGAUUAAAAAUGUUGGUCCGGCACGCGCAAUUUCAUUGAUCAAAGAGCACAAAAAUAUAGAGACAAUCUUAAAGAAUAUUGAUCAAAAACGUUACCCCAUCCCUGAGGACUGGCCCUACAAGGAUGCACGCGAAUUGUUCUUGAACCCCAUCGUCACAGACCCAGAAACCAUUGAGAUCAAGUGGGAGUCGCCUGAUGUCGAAGGACUGGUUGACUUUUUGGUCAGGGAUAAAGGUUUUAGCGAGGAACGUGUCCGCAAAGGAUGUGAAAGAUUGGAGAAGAACCUCAAGUCUGCAACGCAGGGUCGUUUGGAUAGCUUCUUCAAACCAUUAGCGUCUGCGGAUAAAAAGCGAAAAGCCGAUGAAUCUAAUGGUAAUAAGAGCAAGAAGGCUGCUCCAGCAAAACCAAAGGCUGGAAGCAAUCGUGGUCGACCAAGAAAGUAAAUUCACAAACAGGGGGCUCUAAACUGCUUAGACAUCUAAUUUUUGUGCCUUCGUAACAUGAUCGAGGCUUUCUAUGUCCCAUAAUAAAAA
Molecule: messenger RNA, 1640 nt
Organism: Lobosporangium transversale
Lineage: Eukaryota; Fungi; Mortierellomycota; Mortierellomycetes; Mortierellales; Mortierellaceae
Product: PIN domain-like protein
Exons: 6
Coding region: 396-1550 (384 amino acids)
Cellular component (GO): cytoplasm; nucleus
Molecular function (GO): DNA binding; 5'-3' exonuclease activity; 5'-flap endonuclease activity
Source: RefSeq, a predicted model, not a curated record